This is a messenger RNA of Capronia coronata CBS 617.96, 1077 nucleotides long. RefSeq lists its product as uncharacterized. Bases 1 to 1077 code for a protein of 358 amino acids. The transcript has 3 exons. The record is from RefSeq and is a predicted model, not a curated record. NCBI's taxonomy places the organism in Eukaryota, Fungi, Ascomycota, Eurotiomycetes, Chaetothyriales, Herpotrichiellaceae.
AUGACUGGCAUCGAGACAGCAGGCGUCGUGCUCGCCAUUCUUCCAUUGGUCGGCAUCGAGACGUUGAAAGGGUUUCGGACCAAGCGAUAUCGCCGACGUUUGGAGCAAUAUUCAACACAGCUGGGGACGCAACAUGUGAUUCUCCUCAACACGCUUGACCAGGCGUUAGAAGGCAUUGUGGACUACGAACACGAGGUUGCCGAGCUUAUCGAGAAUCCUCGGGGUCCGUUGUGGAGGGAUCCUGUGUUCCAAAAGAAGUUGGCGAACAAGCUCGACCGGAACUAUGAUGCUUUUAUCAGAACGAUGAUUGAGCUGUCGGCUUCGUUGGAGGAUCUGGGAAAAAAAAACUCGGUCUUGAGGCUGGAGAUUCUUCAAAGCUUCUCCUGGUUCUCGGUUCAGAGAGAUGUCGAUUUGUUGACAACAUGUCGCCAGAUAUACUGGAACGACGCUUCAGUGGUUGAACGGGAGAUCAAAAAGCUCAAGGACGUUCUCUCGCAAUCCGUGUAUGCAAACUUGCUCAGAGACAUCGAAAAGGCAAAUACGGCGCUCAGGACGCUCUUCGAACAGUCGCGCCAGCUCCAGGAAAGUCGGCGGAAGCAUCCAGUCUCCAAAAAGCCGUUGUUGAAGCACAAGGCAGCGAGGAGACACGCCAUGAACCUUUACAAUGCCGUCGUGCGAGGCAAAUACUGGAAAUGCCCAUGCAGAGAUUCUCACUGCGUACAUCUUCGCAUCGAGCCGCUGGCGUUGGACACGGAUGAGGACCACGAGGCGAAACCAGCGAUGUCAAAGCUGCGGAUAGCCUUCAGCUCAAAGACACCUACCGCAGGAAAUGUGGCGGCCUGGCAAUGGCAUGAAGUCGAGACAAUUCCAAUGAUGACGGACACGCGUGCUGUGACGACACAUUCGUUGCCCUCCUCCCUCUCCAUUACUCCUCAAACAACGGCUGCAGGAAAAGUCCGAUUCGCAAUUGUCAUGCCGUCCUUGAACAGCCUGCCCUGGCCCAAACUGGAGAAUCUGCCUCCAUCCCUGCCGAUUUCAGACAUAUGUUCCACCUUGGUCAAAGCCAAAAUGGACUAA